CUCCCUGACCUGACCUACCUAGGCACCGUCGCUGACGAGGCGCGGCCAGGCUAUCUAGUAAGGUACGUUGGUGGGGUAGAGCUGUCGGAGUUGCUUGGCACUGUGACUGCACUGUCCGUUAAGGAAGGUUCUGGGUGAUUUUGAUGACCAGCCAAACUCGCUUGUUUCAUUACAAACCCAGAUGAGCUUCAAUGAGUUGAUAUGGCCACUUAAUUGCAACUUCGAGUUCCAUGUCUGCUAGACAAGUCCAAACCCCGCUUAAUUAGCUAUACAUAGAAAUGGAGACAGUCAAGCUGAGCUGGGCGGAACGAUAACGAUAGCAACGCUCGGACCCACUCAACCAACCCGCCACGGCAGCCAGCUCCUCCCAGUGACACGCCAGCCAGCGUUGCCUUGUAGCUUGGUUUAGUCGGAGCUUCAAGCAGCCAAGGGUACGACACAUCAACGACGACGACGACCGACUAACUCGACGAGCCCAACGAAAGCUACACCGACGACGCUCAAUCUAAAGCUCAUAUACAGAUUGAUAGCUAUUACACAUCCUACUGGUCCUUGAUUCGCGCCUUGUCAGGGAACAGGUAGAACCAGCGGCGGGAGGUUCCUCAAGUGUAGACACCUCCAUAGUGCUCUCGAACAUCGUGCAUCAAGGCUACGAUAUCACAUAAACCAGCACAAUGUCGUCGCCAUUCUCAAUAAACGGCGGCGCCUGCGUCGCGAUGGUGGGCAAGGACUGCGUCGCCAUAGCGUGCGACCUGCGGCUGGGCAUGCAGGCCUUGACCGUAUCCAACAACUUCCCCAAGAUCUUCAGCUACUCGUCGAGCGUCUUCCUCGGCCUGACGGGCCUGGCCACCGACGUCGCGACCGUGUCGGACCUUUUCCGGUACAAGGUCAACAUGUACCGCCUGCGCGAGGAGCGCAACAUCGCCCCGCGCACCUUUGCCAACCUCGUCUCGAGCAGCCUCUACGAGCGCCGCUUCGGCCCUUACUUUGUCAGCCCCGUCGUCGCCGGCCUCGAGCCCAAGACGGGUGCCCCCUUCAUCUGUGGAUUCGACAGCAUCGGCUGUAUCGACUUUGCCAAGGACUUCAUCGUCAGCGGCACCGCCAGCGAGCAGUUGUUCGGCAUGUGCGAGAGCCUGUGGGAGCCGGAUUUGGGCCCCGAGGACCUCUUUGAGACCAUUUCACAGGCCCUCCUUAGCGCCGUCGACCGAGACGCUUUGUCAGGCUGGGGUGCUCACGUUUACAUCAUUGAGAAGGACAAGGUCACCAAGAGGUUACUCAAGGGUCGCCAGGACUAAGGGUUUUGUUUGUGCUGGGAUAUUUGAGCAUGCGAAGCUAUGAUGACAUGUGUCCAUCCCCAAGUUAUAGACUUAGGAAAAUGGGUUUUCCGUCGACCAGAGUUGGUUGCGGGACAUGCAUAGCAUGCGUCGAGAAAGACGAGCUCAGCUAUAGACUGGUGACAUGACAGCAAAUCAGACUGGGAUCCAGGCUCCAUCCA
Pyricularia grisea is the source of this 1495-nucleotide messenger RNA. RefSeq lists its product as uncharacterized. Gene Ontology annotation, biological process: proteasome-mediated ubiquitin-dependent protein catabolic process. Bases 675 to 1295 code for a protein of 206 amino acids. The transcript has 5 exons. Gene Ontology annotation, cellular component: proteasome core complex; proteasome core complex, beta-subunit complex. The record is from RefSeq and is a predicted model, not a curated record. Lineage: Eukaryota; Fungi; Ascomycota; Sordariomycetes; Magnaporthales; Pyriculariaceae.